GCCAGAUGGUUUAUUGACAUUCGGAAAGAGUAAGCAUGAUGUAGCGGCGGAACCGCACAUCAUCGAGCUGGACCCGUUAGCAUCAGACGAUUGUUUAGAUGUCCUCUCACCCGAAGAUCUGUUCCUACUGACCACGACUGUGGAACCGGACACGAUGAAUACGGGUGACGCUGAACCAUCGUCUGGUUUGAAUGGAAGAUUGAGACCCAGAAAAUCUAAUAUACCUAGUCCCAAAACUGCUAAGAACAUCCGCAAGCUCGAUACCAAACCAGCUCUGGACAAACCCAAGAGAACAAGCACCCCCUCCAAAGCGUCUUCAAAUAAACUAGAUGAUCUCACUGCGAAGGCUGACUCACCUGAAACUCAAACUCUUUGCCCCUAUUGCGAUAAAACUUUUUUCGCCGAUAAGGCUCUUUCCAAACAUGUCCAUCGCUUACAUCUUUCGAAUUCAAAACUGGACAGCACGAUCACAUGCCUCUUCUGCACCCACGUUGAAAAAGAUGCUAAUGACAUUAUACGUCAUAUGGUUGAUAACCAUCCUAACCAAUACUUCGCUUGUUAUGGUUGUCACACUAGAUUCCCUUCAACUACCGAGUUAGCAGAACAUAAACUCAACAUUUGCGAAAAACAAGAGUUACCAUACCGUAACAAAUUACGCCAAAAAGAAAUCUUAAAAAAGAGUAUUAACAUCAACGGGCGGAAUGACUUCGGGGACGAUAACAACGAAUUUUCAAAUGAACAUGGCUUUAACGGUAUCGUAAUUUCCUGCGAACUAAAAUCUUCUCACGGCCAUGACCUCGCUGACAUAGAAGAUAACAUAACUACGAAUUUCAUUUUGCCACCUGGAAAGAGUUUAGUAAACGGCACUGUCAUAGAAAAGAAUGCAGUAAUCAUAUUAGACGACUUGCAAUGGAACAAAAGAAUUCCACCAAAUUUUUCAUUUCAAAGCACUGACGCCGACCAAAUACUCUCGAGGCUAGGAGUCGUUCAUAGAUCCCCUCGGACAGGGGAAUCACAUGGCAGGGAAUGGUUAAAAAAUAACGACGAAGCUCAUCAAAAAUUCGAGAAAUGUUUCGAUACAAGUUUUUAUUCAAAGGUGGCAAGCAAUGUUCAAGAAAACUUGUCCAAAUUUCUUGAUGGUUCCUGCAAUUUUAAUCCUGACCCGGAGAAUACAAUAAAAACCAGAAAAGCUAAAAACAUCGUUGCGAUUAAUACCGUUGAAGGAUUUCCAAUAUUAUUGGCAUGUGAGCAGUUCUCACGUAAUGGCUUCGAUGGAUACAUGCCGCGGGCUAUAGCACCCAAACACAAAUGGAAAUGGGACAAUCUUGAAAGCGAUAAAAGCCUCAUGAGCCCUGAACACAUCAAACGCGACUCUCACACCAAUAACUGUAUUAUAUCAUUAGUUUCCAGUUUGGAUAUAUGGACUCAGUUAUGCAUGAGGCGCAAGUUUGAAAUAAUAUUCAAUAAAACACCAGUGCAAAAAAAGACUGAAAGAAAAAGCAUAAUAGGAAAGGAGUUGAAAGAAAUACUCGAAAGUAGAGAUUUGCCAGCAACUUCAUCUCAGGUAGUCAAGUUUAGGGGCCCUCCAGCGCCUAGAAGGUCGAGUGUGGAGUUCCCUGCCUCUCUGGGGUUGAUACCCACUACAUCAAGCUUUGACCUGAAGCCGGCAGUUUUAAGUGGAGAGUGGGUUCGGCCGCGUUGCUACGUUUGCUGCGCGUGUGGGGCACAAACACACGACUCCAAAGCUCUUUCCUCUCAUAUAUCCAUGCGGCACCCAAACGCUCAGAUACAACACUAUGAAAUUGUCGGAGAAGUGCUUCUGAACUCUGAUAUAUUAAAGCACUUGUAUGUGCCACCGAGACAGAUGAAUAACCGAUCUCGCCCUCUUCGCGGAUUAAGAGAUUGCACAAAGUGUAAAAAGACAAUUUCGCUUGAAGAUUUGCAUCAACAUAUGCUUGACUGUGCGGGAGAUGCGCCUGCAGUUCGUAGGAAAUGUAGAUAUCGACCAUUCGGAGUUCGCAAGCGACGCACGCGUCUUCCUGAUAACACAAUACGCGAUAAGAUAAGAAAAGAUAUUCGAACGGGGCACAGUCGCAAGUCUCACAUGAGAUCCAGACCGAGAAGGAGAACUGAGGUCGGAGAUGCCGAGACCAUACGAAAAAUGUUAGCGGAUUUACCUCCUAAACGACACCGUGUUAUGGUAAAACCAGCCAAUCCCACAUUACGUCCUCGAAGAAAUCUUCAAAAUCCAAGAAACAAACUAGUCAUGAAAAAGAGAAUGAUUGAAGAAACCAAAAAAUCGCAAGAAGCUAUUUCGACACAUGUCAGUGGUGCGAGUGUAGGCGCUGAAGGUUCCAAAAAGAGUUUAAACGAUCCUAACCGUCCGCAUUUAAGACCGUUUAAAAACGCUGUUACUCGCGUGGCAUCCAAAAUAUUACGUAAAAAGGAUAUUUUCACCAAAAAUACUAUACAUAAAUCUCAAAGAAAAAUUGCCCGACAAAAAGACAGAACCGUAAGUGUACCAUCUGAUGGGGAAGUUCCUCUGACAGACAGUGGGAAAGGCAAUAUUCAAAUAGACCAAUUGUCUAUUGAAAACAAUCCUGAGAGAAUAAACCUAAAUGAUGGUUCUAACAAUUCCAGAGAACACGGUGACCGAUCCAACAAUAACUCCAAUAACAGAGACAACCAAAUUCCCGAAGCUAACAACGGCCAGGGUAACAACAAUCGGGAACCUUUUGCUCCACCACAAAAUGUCCCUCUUAAGCAUUCAAUCGCAAGUCUGACUGCAAGCUCUGAGACUCACGACAAGUCUGUGCAGUUUCAUCAUCUAUUUUUGGUCCAGCAGGAAUGUAACAAUGUUAAUCAACAUUUACCAGCUGGGCAAAGAAUGCUUUUUGAAAAUGAAGCUGUUGUUACCAAGUUAGAUAAACCACCUUUACACUUUGACAAUCCUCGACCGAUAGAUCUUCAAGCCCUUCAGAAAAACAAGCUGGCUAAACCAAGAAAAAAGUUAAAUGAUUGUAUAGCGAUGUUGAGGAAUAAACUUGUAGAACCAAAUACAAGUAUAUUGCCAGGUCAUGUCUCUGUUCAGUGUGGGGAUGAUGAACCUCUGGCACCAGAGCCGGUGACUGCAGAGCGACGACAUUCUACGACUGAAUUAAAAAUCGAUUACCCACAAGUCACACCACCAGAUUAUCAGCCGGCGCCAAUAAUACCAAUAAAAGCUACUGAAGAUAAUGUGCAAAGUGUGAGUACCAAGAGUAAGACAACCCGCAGAUCUAGCUCCGCACGACGCGGACAGAGUCCCCGAAGCAACCAAACUGCAGAAAUGUUGUCUUGUAACGAAUUGCUCCAAUGGAGGCAGUUUUGUUAUGGAUCUCAAAUGUUAGCUGCACAGAAUAUUACCGAAAAUUAUAACAAACGUGAAUUACGUCGCCGAAAUUCUCUUGUAUCCACCGAUGAACUAUUGCUUCAACAUGCUAUGAGUCUUGAACUAUUAAGUAAAAGCAAUGAACUAGCGAAAUUCGCUGAAUAUCAGCACUAUCCAAGUGUAUCAACUCACCAGCAGCCUAAGAAAACUAACCGCAAAACUAGCCAAAAAAAUAAAGCAACUACCAAAAAUCAAACAACGAGAUCCAGGGCUAAAAACCGAAACGAACUGAAUAAGAAUAGUUCGACGUAUGAAAAAAAUAUUGCAGAAAUGGGUAGUACUAAUACCAAACAAAGUUAUCGAAAUAAAUCCACAAAUCCCACAUCUACAAAAAGAAACAAUGAUAAGCGUCAUAAAAAAAGUGUCCAAUCAAGUAAUACAGCGGCUUUAAUCGAAAGUAGAGAUUUGUCAGCAAAUAUCCAUGCUUAUCCUCAAGGAGCUAUGCCAGAAGAUAUACCAACUAAUUUUAAUAUAGAACAAAGAAUACUACCUGUAAAUAACUCUCCGCUAGAACAUCACACACAGAACGUAGCCGCCACACCUAUCGUAGAGUAUACGAGUAAUAAUGGAUUUUCUCCUGUACAAUACAUUAUUAACAACAAUAUCGAAGCCGAGCCGAUAAAUAUAAGAGACCUGAAUGACCCAUUAAAUUUAUCAAACAAAAUAUUUGACAACAUAAAUCCGGUUCAGCACCGCACACAACAAUACGCAACACAAGAACAAUUUUCUGUCGCAGCUUAUGACACUUAUGAGAGUUUAGAUUUAUCAAACAGAAAUUUGGGUCAUUUGAUCACCAGAGACACGAAUAGAAACAAUGAUGACAUAGUCGAUUUGCGUAUCAACUACGCACUUCAUGAGACUUAUCAAUCGAGAUACACACCACUACCUUCUGAAUUAGUUAGUGAUCAAGUAAUAGAAGAUAAUGCUACAGAUUUCUCCUUCAGACGUGAUGAAGAAUUCCCUACAGAUUUAUCACUAAGCCGAAGCGAUUACAUUAUGCCUACACCCUAUGACAAAAUGACAGAAGGUCACAGACGUUUACCAUUGAAAUAUAUGAGAGACUUAUCUCACCCGAUCAGACAUGCUGAUGGUCGGUGUUUUGUGAUGCAAGAGUAUUAUGAUCCAAAUACCCACAGAGUUAUGGUGGUUGAAAAACAGAUUUCCGCUGACUUGCCCGAGUUCAGAGGCGUGAAUAGGUUAAAUAUCAUGGAAGAACCUUUGCAUCUGUAUUCAAAUAAUGCAGAACCGAAUGAAGAAAUUGGUCCAACGGAUUUAUCUACCAAGAGUGGGUCAUUUAUGGUACCAACAGGUGCUAUGAAUGACAAUGUUUGUCAUUAUGAUAACUAUGAUGCCCAACAAGCGCCAAAUUGUAUGAAUACUGAUCAAAUGAUAAACUUUCAUUAUGAUCGGCCGAUACGAACCCCUCCUACUUCAAUUAUGUAUUGUGAUCCAACAGAACAUUUUGGGGCGGUCUCAAAUACAGCGCUGACACCAGUAUCACUGGGUAUACCAAUGAAUGAAACUUCAAUAAAUCAAAAUAUAAACUACGAACAAAUUGAUUACUCGCAUUCUGAUAUGCCGUUAAACUUAGUUUCAAAUUCCGUGAAUGAAGGUAUCAGUUACAACUCCUCACAGAAUAUAAAAACGAAUGUAACUGACUAUGAAGAAAUGCCCACUACAGCUUACACAAUAGCCAGCGAUGUUAUUUCUGUAACAAAGACUGACCAUUCCCCAUUCACGUGUACCACAAUGACCGCAAAUGUUGAUACACUUUCGAGGACUUCAAAUAUAGAAUCAUUCUCUGAAACAGCGUGUAGUGCCCUGCCAACCGAGAGAGUUAAAUUGACCGACACAUUUAAUCUACAAUCGUUUUCUGAUGAUAAAACUUCAGUACCCAUAAAUUCGCCGGUGUCUAAUACUUUCACGUCAACAACUAAUUCUAUAAUGGGAACUGAUAAAAGAAAAGUAGAAACAGUUACUGUUAGUAAUACUGAUACUGCUAAUUUAGAUCAAGAUCAUGAAACUGCUAGAAAAAUCGCUUUGUUACCCAAAGAACUUGUGGAGAUAUUGGGCACUAUGCCUGUUGAUCACCGUAACCAACUUCUGAACGUGCUGCCUCAAUACGUAUCCACUUCAACGUCACCCGUGUCUCCCACUAACACAGAAGAGGGUGUAAGAAAUCUACUAACGAGUGCAAAUACAAGUACUCUUAUAGAAAAUGAUUUUAAGUUUGAAACUAAGUCUGAGGAUGGACGAAUGAGUAAUACCAUACCUACAUCUUCUAAAAACUAUAAGUUUCCAGAGAUGUCUCCAAUUGCUGUGUCAAGUUCGAUACUUCUAACACCACCGACACCUCAAUUGUCCGAACGAUAUUCCGUGCAAUCACAGUCAACCGAAGACAGAACACCCUCAAAAGGUGUUCAUUUAAGUCAAUUAAAUGUUGCUCCAAAUAUGAUGGCGGUAAAAAGAUUAACAAACACUAUAGAAUAUAAUGACCCACACAAGGUAAUUGAUUUAACUAUUGAUGAAAAUUCGUCUGGAAAUGUCGACAUAACUAAUAUUGAAUCGGUUAUUCAGACGCAUACGCUCACUGUAUCUGCUAAAGAUGUCACUCCCACAGCGACCAUUUCUAAAUCGAACGUGGCCAAGACAAGUAAUGACAAAACUGCAAGCUUAAGAGCUGUUCGUAUAAAAACACCAUCUGAAAGACAUCGCUCAAUGUUGGCUGAAAAUAAGAUGGCCGCAAUACAAAACCAGAAUCUGCUUACUAUUCAUGUGCAAGAUGAGAUAAGCAAAGAUCCUGAUAACAUUAGUCCUAUGGCUAUACAACAGGCUGAGGUAAGCAGUACACAGCAACGUCAGAUACUGAAAACGUCUCAAAUGCAAAGUAUAUCUUCUAUGGAGGAAAAGACGCCUGAUGAAAAAGCUAUAGUUGAGAAAGAUGAUGGCAAAGCUCCUACAUUAUUAUCCUCCGAUAAAAUACAUUUUGUAAAGUCUACCGUUUCACAAGAAAUUAAAUUGAAUCCUAAUAGCAAUGGCCCUACUGCUGUUAGUGAGGACAACUCUACUUGUAAGGAAAAUUCUACUUCUAAGGAAAAUUCUACCUGUAAGGACAAUUCUACCUGUGGGGACAAUUCUACCUGUGAGGACAAUUCUACCUGUGAGGACAAUUCUACCUGUAAGGACAAUUCUUCCUGCGAGGACAAUUCUACCCGUGAGGACAAUUCUACCCGUGAGGGAAAUUCUACCCGUGAGGAUAAUUCUACCCGUGAGGACAAUUCUACCUGUGAGAACAAUUCUACCUAUGAGAACAAUUCUACCUGUGAGAACAAUUCUACCUGUGAGAACAAUUCUACCUGUGAGAAUAAUUCUACCUGCGAGGACAAUUCCACCUGUGAGAACAAUUCUACCUGUGAGAACAAUUCUACCUUUGAGGACAAUUCUACCAAAACUCAAGAUGAUUCAAUAAAUGUAUUAUCCAACAAAUUUCAGAACAGUGCCUCUGAUAGCAAUAAAAAUAUUGAAACUAUUCAUGAUAUAUCUACGAAAGAAAAUGAUAAAAUCCAGUCGCAGCCCGAUACUCCCAAAAAAUCGUCGGUGACAGAUGAAGACUCGGAAGAUGACGUUUCAUUAGCUGUUAUUGUAAAACAAAAACACCUAGAUUCCAAUUCAACUCCUGAUGCUCAGAAUAUUAUGAAAAUUGAUGUACAAAGUAAACCACCUGCAAAUAAAAGGAAAAGGAAAACUAAAAAAAAUAACAAGUCUGUAGAGCUUGAUUAUGAUAAAUCCUUAAUAGAAGAUAAACAUGGAUCUAUUACAAAUUCGCCCACGGGGACUAUAAGCGAAAUUACGACAAAUAAAGACAGAGUGUGUAAUGAAAGUAAUUUGAUCGAUACGAUACCCUACUGUAAGAAAAACGCUAGAAAAGGGAGACGUCUUAACAUCGUGCAAACUGUUGAAUUCUCUGAUAAAAAAGAUCAGACUAUUGCCACAAACGAUUAUGAAAAUGAAAUAAAUAAAGAAAACAAUGUGUCUUCUGACGUAGGUAAGAAAUUGGAAUCUUCUGACGAAUCAUUUAAAUUGAAACCUAUUGAUCAAGACCCUAAUCGAUCACCGUCUGUUAAUGCAAUAGUUAAUUCAGAUAACUACAACAAGAACUCUAUGAACCUAACGGGAAAGAAAGAUAUGACUAAAAAAAGUACACAAAUAAGUACAGAUUGCGACCAUUCAACAGAUGCCAUAACAGAAACCAAUAAAGAUGAAAGACCAUAUGCAAAUCAAAAUGAUUCUCAAUAUAAUCUUCCUCAAAGUUCUUUAAAUUUGUCUCCAACUGAGAAGUGUUUUUCACCACAUCACUCAGGUACUGAAAGUAAAGUAGUUAUCUGCAAUGCAGAUGUAGCAGUCAACCAAGACUCUGACUUGAAUAAAUCUGGGAAACCUAAAGAAAGUGGUCUAAAAUCGACGAAAACUAAAAAAGUUACUAUGGAGCUUUGUCCUGCUACUGAUGACAAUCCUGCUACUGAUAUUGAGUUGGAAGAAACAAAUAAUGUUCCUCUAAGACGUAGCCGACGUGGAAAAUCAUUAUUUGUCGAUAGUAACUCAACUAAGGCUGUCAAUCCCGUUCCUAGAGAUAAUGCUGUUGAACAAAGAACUCCACUUACCAAAAAACAGUUAAUAUUUUCAAAACUUUUGUUAGAUGAAGCAAAUCAUAGUAAAAUAACAUCAAAUAAAAAAAUUGUUGAAGAAAAUCUUAAUACAACUGCAUUAAAUAGUAUCGCAAAUAAAGAUGAAGAAAACUUUGAUAUUAUCCCAAAUAUUAUUGAAGAAAAGCUUCACACGACGUUGUUAAAUUCUUUGCCACAUAAUGACGAGCAAAAUCUACAUCGAACUUCUUUGAGUACUAUGCCACUGGUUACGGAAGACAACGUUCAUAAAACAAUAUUGAAUACUAAACCUCAUACGAUUGAAGAUGAUCUGCAUAAAACUUCUGUAAAUAAUACUAUUAAAAAUAUUAUUGAAGAAAAUCACCAGAAAGAAUCCAAGAAUACUAUUUCUCUUCUUGAAGAAAAGUCAGAUAAAAAGACUUUAAAUAUCAUCCCGAAUAUUAUUGAUAAUAACCCCAAAGAACCUUUGAAUAAAAUUCUGAACGAAGACAAGAAAGACAUAAUUUCAAACAUUGCUCCAAAAGUACAAAAAAAUCAAAUAGAGUCGCAAUCGAAGUUGUUUACAGAAUGUAGUGUCAGAAUAGUUGAAAAUGAAUCCAUCAUAAAAUUUCAACAAAAUAAACGGACACUAUUAGUAUCAAAAAGGAAAUCAAAAAAGAAAAAAUCAUUGUCAAAUCAAAUGAAAUCUGAGCGUACUGAUGUAGAGUUACAAAAUAAAAUAAAUACAGAAAAUAAAGUUAUCGAAGGUGCAAAAAUUACAAUUAAAGUAACUCUUUCACAUGAAGAUAGGGUUUCUGAAACAUUACCUUUGAAUGAUAAAGAGUUGGUAAAACAAGACAAGAAUGAUGUAAUGAUUGACUGUGAUGCUACAUGUUCUGAUUUUAAUUAUAAUAAUACGAGUCCUAAACUUCUAUCAAUUGAAAAAAGAAAAUCUUGUUCACCAUUAAGACAUAAUUUCUUAUCAAGCUCUAAGCCAAAGAAAUGUAAGCUUAAUGAUAAAACUGAAAAUAAUGUGGCUGCAACAAUAAGUAAGAAUGAGGAAACUGGAAAGGCAAUUGAAUUAAAAACACCUGAAAAUAACAGUAUAGUUAGUACUCGAAUCACUACUUGUUACAAUAAACCUGCUAGACGUGUAAGGUCGAAGUCUGUUGUUGUAAAAUCAUCUGGGUCCGAUUUCUAUGAUCCUUAUGACAUAGACUUAGAAGAUAUGGCCGAUAAAACUGAACCGUUCGUUAGAAAAGAAAUACCACCAAAAAUUACUUUUAUUCCUUUUAAAUCUAUUACUGCUAAAACACGAAAAUUGAGUAAAACUGCACCUUCUGCUAUUAUAGACAUUUCACCGAUAGAAUUUCCAGAUCAUGCACCUUCAACGAGUGCUGAUAAGAAUAUUCUUGUUUGCGAUAAUGAUAAAUGUCACAGUCACAAAAAUAUUAAAACUAACUGUAAUGAAAAAACACACAGCAUCAAAUAUAUUAGUAGUGAUUCUGAUGAAUCUUCAAAAAGUGACGAACCCUUAAAAAUAUAUGCUGAGAAAAAAGAGAAAACAUUGGCAGAAUUAUCACUUACGAUGGGUUGCAAAAUAUCUAGUGAAAAUAUUAAUGACUCGAAUGAGCACUUGCAUGAUAAAUCAAAAACACGAAAAAAGAAUAGUCUAUCAAUUUUAAUGAAUAAAAAAGAGGAAAUUAUAUCAAGUGAUAAAAUUGAUAAUGAAAAAGACCGUCGAUCGGAACAAUUUAUGGAAAGCUUUGGUUUCUUUUCUGAAAGGAAACCUCGUAAAUCAAAUUUGCUUGCAACCAAAAAAAUAUCUGAAACCUUGGCUAAGGAAAGCGACGAUGUUUAUUUUUCGACAAAAGAACGUAGUGGUAAAAAGCAUGCAACGGACAACAGAAAAGAAGAUAGUAGAUGUUCAAAGGGAUCGUCGGGCUCACCAUCCAAGAGGCGGGAGGCAGCGAGGCGCGGUAGAAAAAAGAAGAGUUGCUCACCGAAUGAAUCAAGAUUUUGCACAGUAUGUAAGAAAUCAUUUCGUAGAUCUGAUAAUUUCUUGCGACAUCAAAUGACUUUAUAUCAUGUGUCUAGACUAUGUGAAGUAGAACUGAAAGUUAAGUCACUAAUAAUUGAAGAGGAACCAAAUUAUUUAAUAGCUUAUAGGCAACAGUUAGAAAAGUUAAAAUUUUUGCAGGAUAAAAUAGCCAAAAGGAAAAAGAAUAGCUUACCUACUUCUGAUAUUAUUUUACCAACAUUACAAGAAAUUAUAGCCGAUGUUAAAAAUACAAUCCGAGAACAAAAAUUAUCUCGGAGAAAGUUAAGUAGGGACGAAGCGUUAUUUUUAGAUUGUUGUGAAAUGUUAAAACAAUCACAUAAAAAAAAUGUACCUGAAAAUAACCGUGUUCGACAAUGUAACAGUUUUAAUUGUCCGCAGACGUGUGAAGACCAAUUGGCAUUGGAAAGUGUUAAUCUGGGCGACAAACGCGAAAUAAAAUGUGACGAGGACAUGGAUUCAAAUACGGCGAAAACUAUAUUAGAAAGUGAUGAAGUACGUAAUUUGGAAAAUGACUUGAUCUCAAACCUUAAAAAAGCGUCUGGUCUUAAGGGAUUUACCAGCCUCCGGAUAAAGUCAUCGGACGAAUUGAGAGAGAAAGUUCCACAAGCAACAGCUACUGCAUCUAAUUAUCAAAGAAAAGUUAACUUUCAGGAAGUAGAAGAACCUGUACCAACAAAGAACAUUCGACACUCAGAUGUAAAAGAUAAAAUGUACCCCGACAUAAAUGAUACUAUCGAUAUAUUUGAAGAUAAAUUCGACAAAAUCAAAAGAAAAUGCAGGUCACAAGCAGCAGCCGCAAAGCAAAUUCAGAUACAGGUGGAUCCAAAUCUCAGUAACAAAACCCGAAAGAAAUCUGACAGAAAGAAAGUGAAGAGAAGCUCUAAAAAAAGUCAGAACGUGGUGCCCACCAAAGGCGCUUUGAAAGGAUUUGACGGCGUAAAGGUUUCAAUUUCAACAUCGGAUAUCAAUAUGUCGGCCUAUGCUCCUUCCGCAGGGAGUUCAUUUAAAAGGAAUAGGAAGAACAAUACUAAGAAGAAAAGAGAGCGAAAAAGUUCUGGUUUAAGCAUUGAAUCCGGCAGCAAUCAAGUCACUAAAGAACCAUCUCAAAAAAAAGUUGAUGUGUACGAAUUCUUGGAUACAGAAGAUACUGAAUUGUUUGAGUUCAGACCUUCUACCUUAAUGGAGCGAUUCAAAAGCUUUAAUAAGGAUUCACCAAGCACAUCGAAACGCGAUGCGCAUGCCAAUGAGGUAGCUCAUACUUCCACUGACAGUGUAUCUGAUGGUGAUGACUUUGUUUAUAUGGAUGACCUCGCAUUUAGUGAAGACGAAACUGAAAAUAGUGUACUCUCAUGUGAGAUGGGUUGUGUGAAAGGCAAUAAUGAGACUAAAAAGUCAUCUCCUCUUAAAAGGAAGGAUGUAAUUGAGAAGAAUGCUGUGAUGGGAAAAAUAUUCAAGCACAAUGCAGUACGUAAUGAUAAAAAGAACAUCAAACAGUUGGCCAAACCAAAAGCUAAUCUCGAUCAGUUAUUUGAUAGCUUACUUGAAAAAGAGCCUAAAGAACAAUUGAAAGAUGAAGAUCCUCCCAAAGAAAGCACUUCGUCUUCGAGCACGUACUGUAGAAUAUCGCCGCUAAGGAGAGAUAUGCUGUACUCGAAACACAACGACUUACCUCCCGUCGUGUUAUCAAAGAAACCUGUGCCGAGUAUGACUGUGACUCCUUUUGAAGAGUUAAUUAGUCAAAGAAACGCCGCGGCGUAUAAAUAUGAAUCCUCUAAAGAUUUUACCAAAACGCAUCAAGUGUUAAAGUUCGAUACUCCUUUCAGCAAGUAUAGAAAAGCUGCCGAUGUCGCUGAAAAAGACGAUUACAAAUCCAAGUACCUCGAUUCUUUGCCUGCGAGAGAUAUAGAUUACACUUUCACAGAACAUCAAUCAAAAGAGAAACUACUCGCAGAGAAACUGGGUAUCACGAAAAGAAAGAGCGAUGAAGCAUACACUUACACAGAACAUCAAUCAAAAGAGAAAUUACUCGCGGAAAAAUUGGGUAUGACGAAAAGAAAGAGCGAUGAAAUAUACACUUUCACAGAACAUAAAUCAAAAGAGAAAUUACUCGCAGAGAAAUUUGGUAUUACGAAAAAAAAGAACGACGAAAUAUACACUUUCACAGAACAUAAAUCAAAAGAGAAACUACUCGCAGAGAAAUUGGGUAUUACGAAAAAGAACGACGAAAUAUACACUUUCACAGAACAUAAAUCAAAAGAGAAACUACUCGCAGAGAAAUUGGGUAUUACGAAAAGAAUGAGCGAUGAAGUAAUGGAGUCAUUCCGGGUGGAUUCGCCGGAAGAGGAGAUAUCGUACGAGGACGCCGGCGUGGCCAGGCAGAGAGCGCGGCGGAAAUGUACGGUCGGGAAGCAGAACGUGCUGGCGGAGACUUGGAGCUCAGAGUCGGAGCCGGACGCGGCGCCCCCGAGGCCCAACAGCGCCGAGUCGGUAAUCCCCUCGCACGUGCGCAAGCGUAAGGCGCGCAAGCCAGAGGGGCGCGAGGCGUUUGGUGCGCGGAAGACUGCGCGUGCGCGCGGCCCCAUGGCGCGCGCACGGCCUGCGGGUUGGUCCGAGGGCGAGGGCGAUCACACGCCUGAACACCCGCAGCAGCACGGCUGGAUCGUCGGCGACAGCCACAAGAAGCUCGUCACCAUGCUGGCGCACGCGAAGGGACGAAAGCGCAGCUACGACGACAACCGGCAAGUGCUCGAGUGAGCCGGGCGCACUUUACCUACUGCCAGCUUGCAUGACGAAUCCAAAAUUCCAUAUCGCUAAAUAAACGCGGGUAGUGUCGAAUGCGUUGGCUGCAGCUCGCAUUGUAAUUUGCGAACGGCUCUGUGGUGAUCUAAUCCAAUUGUAAAUAUUUUGUAAAUAGUAUUCUUGCUCUUUUAUGAAUGUCAUUUUUAUGACAUUUCGACCACACAACUUUUUAAUCUAAAUUUUAAUUACUUUCAGUUUUGUACAUACUGUAUAUCGUUUUAUAUUAUUAUUUAGUUGAAUUUUAAAUCUACUUAGUUCAGGCGAGGGUGUUUUUAUAAUGGUUUAAAAAAAAAUAUAGUUUACUUUCUGUACUAGCUCAUUUUCUAGCGGAUUAUAUAUUAAUUAAUUAUGAAUUCGUCCUCUAUAUAUUUAAUUAUUGAAUUUAAAUUGAAUACUAAAAUGUUUCUUGGGAGAAAUGAAAACGUAUUAUCUUUCAAUGAAGCAUGAGCUAAAAGCAUAGGCGUUCGUAGAGUUAGUCGUAGAAUUUCUGCGCUAAAUUGAUGUUUUAAUUAAAUAGGAAACUUUCAACCAUAUAUAAUAUACUUAAAUCUUAUCUUUGCCAGCUCGUUUUAACUGAGUUAUAUUAACUACAAAAAUGAAGCGAUUUUUUUUUGCCGUUAGCUUCGGCACCAAAUGGAUGAAAAAUUUAUUUUAAUAAUUAAUACAAAAUUGCAAACAUUUAAGAUAUACGUUAUAAUAUUUUAUAACGUUCGAAAAUGUUUUGCUUUAAUAUAAUUUUAUUUUGGUUAUAUUAUUUUUAAGAUGCUGCGACAUGUAAAUAAGGUAGAUGUCAGUUCCAUUAUUCAAAUAUAUGAUAUAAACUGAAGUUCAUAGUAUGUCACACCCUUUUGUGUGAGGUCAGUUAGCAGAUAAUCAGUUACAAUGAAACUUUUUUGUGAUUACAUUUCUUGUAAUUGCAAUGUAUUAGUUGUAAAAUACUUGCAUAAUAUGCAAUACGCGUAUAUAGUUAUUAUUGUGUUUGAAUUGUAUUGUGAAAGGAAAAUAAUUUAUUUACAAACACUUUCUUUAAGUUCAAAUGAAAGAGGUAAUUUUGAUUUGAUUUGAAAUCGACGUUGAUAGCCCUGUAACGCGUGACCAACAUGGUUUAUGAUCGUGAAACUUUUGGAUAGUUUGGUUUAGACACCCCUUUAAAAUUUACGAAAGUGUACUUACGCAGUAGUUGACGUCAGUUACGCGAUGUGAGACUAUCAACGGUGACAUGUGCGCACGAGGAUGAUGACGUGGCCUAGAUGUAAUAUUAUUUUGAUUUUUGUUAGCUAUUUUUUAUGCAUUAGAUCUUGGAAUAGUGACCGCACGAACAUUUAAGCUUUAGUUAUCUAUAUUUUCUAGUCCAGAGAAGAAAAUUCUGCGGGCCCGUUAUCAGCCUCGGAACUUUUUUUGUUCGGUUAUGUUAUCCGUUAUUAGAAGAAGACUUAUUUUAAUGGUUUACUGGAAUACUGACUUUAUGUGUGGAAUGAAUUAUCACCAUACUUAUAAUAUUACUAUAUAGGUGUAUGUUUAGUGAAUAGUUGAACGAAUUUUCCUUAAAUAAAGCUCAACGUUAAAAUUUCCUUUAAAAUAACCUGCACCGUUUAGGCCAGCGCAGAGCGGAAUGGCAAAUCCCGCAUGUAUUUUUUAACUCAUUUCUUUCUCCAGUCUUAAAGUCGUUUUUUUGCUAACUCCGGCCAGCUAGGUAAUACCUGCGUGGAACGGAUUGACGAACUUGUUAUAAUUUAGAUUUUUUUUUUAUUUUGAUCUACAUUGCAAUGCACUGACGGGUCAUCACGCCAUUUCUGUAAAGCAAUCCUGCGUGAAUUAAGAAUGUUACCGUAAACGUGUUAGUGCAUGCGAUACCAUACCGCUUUGUCUGCGCUUACCGUAAUUUAUUACCCAUCGAAUAGUUUCGUAGUGUUUUAUGGAAAUAAAUAAUUAUUGAUACCAAUAUGGGCUGCAUAUACAGGUCCCCAAAAUAAAUGUAUGUAGCGUGUUAAGUAACUUACUUUAUUAGUAAUUUAAUAACCUAUGUACUAAGAUUUUAAUCGUAGAUGCGCCUUCUUUUGUCACGUGCCAGUCGGUAAUACAUGGGCAUAUCUAGGAUUUGAGUCUGCCUUUCAAUUAAUUCAACCGUCAUCUCGAAUAUUAUCUGUACUCACUUGAUAUUCCAGUAUCCUGUAAAAGUCCAUUGCUAUAGAUAUUGUUACGGGCGAUAAUGUUUGUUUAAUAGCGUAUGAUACCAAUUGUUGUUUUGGCGGCGACUGCCUUUCUUCUGACCUCUUGGAUAGGGCGCUAUUUUCAUGCCCAUUAGUUAAAUGUAACGUCUAAAUGUUUUCCAAAAUCUGUGUUAUUUAAGGUGAAAUAUUAAGAAUUAAAAUAUUAUAUACGUUUAAAUAUAUGUGGUAUAUCA
Molecule: messenger RNA, 15338 nt
Organism: Pararge aegeria (speckled wood butterfly)
Lineage: Eukaryota; Metazoa; Arthropoda; Insecta; Lepidoptera; Nymphalidae
Exons: 4
Coding region: 155-12889 (4244 amino acids)
Source: RefSeq, a predicted model, not a curated record